Molecule: messenger RNA, 11994 nt
Organism: Porites lobata
Lineage: Eukaryota; Metazoa; Cnidaria; Anthozoa; Scleractinia; Poritidae
Source: the annotation of a GenBank genome assembly
AUUUCUCUUGAAAAAUGCCAUCUUUGUUCUAAGUGCCAGGUUUCAGGAGGAUUUUUCUCGCUGUUUUAUUUUGCUGAUUGCUUAUUUGCAAGGUUUUGAGGUGAGCUGAUAUGAGGUUAUUAUUAAAUGGCGUUACAGCCAGCUUACACUUGCGUUUUUCAGGGAGUGUUUUGCGGACUGAUCUUCCCGAUCAGCAACUCCGCCUGCAUUGUACGUUAUUUUUCAGCCUUUUUGUGCUCAAGGUCUGUGUUACGCUUUGUCGUAUUGCUAAAAUGGUUUGCGAUUUUCUUGUCUCCCACGGCAAGUUUUUAAAAAACGUCUGUGGGCAUCGUCGUUAGCAGUAGUUUAUAGCAAAACCCAAAUGCACUUAUCAGAGGCCAUCACGAGAUGGAGAGUUGCUGAGAGUUGAGAGUUGUGGCAUUUUGACUAGUAUCAAGAUUUGUACUGGUAUCAAGAUUUGUAUGGAUAUUUGGCUUAAUAGGCCUUUUUUCGCAUUUGUUAUAUGUCACAUGAAAUUUGUGACAAAUUUUGAAAUAUCACGAGCGGUGUUUAAAAUACAAAAACAGUUUUAUUUGUUUAUUACUACCCGAAAAAGGUUUCGUGAGGUAUUUCAAAUUAAGCUGAAAUACCACUGCAUAAAUUGCCGAAAUAUCUCAUGUAACCUGUAAUAGGCUUUUUAGUUGGCCAUAUCACCUUCCUCAAAAAACAGUUUGCGAUUGCAACGGCCGCCGAAAAACCUGUAACUAUUCAGAAAAAAAGCUCUUGCAACGGCCAGUCAUUCAUGCUUGAGUGGUUUUCCAUACUAAUCCUUGUAAAUUCAGAAAUUUCUAAGCUGUCAUUUAAUCUUUCCCUUAUACGUUUAAGUUCUCAAAUUGCCCAUUAUGAAUUAAAAGGAGAUUUGAGCCCAGUAAUGCUUAAUGAAAUAUUUCACGACAGUAUGAAAAUUUCGAAAUUUUAAAAGGAUUUGUAUGGAAGACUAUUCAAGCAUGAAUGGGUGGCAAAAGUUGUUAAUCUGAUACAAAUCCUUCUAAUUUUCCAAUUGCUACUUUUGAGAUAUACAGCUGAAAAUUUACAGGUUACCUAAUUUUAAUGUGCUCUUUCAGCUCGUGCUAAUAACAAAUUUUUUCAAAAGUGAACUGUUUUCGUGUUUACUAAAAGUUGAUCAUGUGAUGUGAUUAACCAUUGCAAAAAGCCUGUUGACGUUAUUACUGUAAUUUUUUCGUGGGUAAGUUUACGAAAAUGUUUUAAUAGAGGGUCCUCAAUAGGGUUCUUCUUUCCUGUCAAUCUUGAUUCAAAUUUUCACUCAAUCCCACUGUAUAUCCUGAUUGUUUUGUUUGGCAUCCCCAAUCCUGUGUAUACUUUGGAUUCCCGUGUCUCGCCCAGGGGUUUCAAUAUUAAUUCAUUGAAGUAGCAAGAAGGUUUUAACAGAGUACCCGACUGUAUCAACAAGGGGGCGUUAAUCCAGUGCCUCUAGAAAGGUCUGGGGGCAUGCUUCCUCAGAAAAUUUUGAAAUUUUAAAGCCCUAAAAUGUGAUUUCCACCAUUAUGGGGACUAAAUUGAUUACAAAAGAGUGUGUUUUUCAUUCGAGAAAAACUUUCAUUCAGGUUCUGAUUAUCAGCCACACAACUUCUGUGAAAACCUCCAAAGAAAUGUGUGAAGAAUUGACUGACAUACAGCAUUUAUGUAACUAGAGCAUAACUCAAAACCAGUGGGCCUUUACGUUUUCAUUCAGAUUUAAUGAUAUGUUAUUUGUUUACAACAUCAUAAGCACUAGUUGCUUCUUCUUUCGGGGAGAAAAGUAACUGACUUCUCUGAGCAAAAUAACCGACGUGUUUCUUCAGUCAUCGGUGCUUAUUGAAACCCCUGCUCGCCCCUAUUUUGCUUUACGAUCCCAAUACUCCAGAUCCCAAAAAAACAUAUUAGGGAUGAUUCAUAUGAACCAAUCCGAAUCAAUAUUUUUGUAACCGUGAUGAUCUUAACUAUUUUCUUUUCCAUAUCUGGAAAGUCUGAACUGUAAAGAUGAAUGCAAAAUUCAGGAAGGUAAGUCAUGCCCUGUCCACCUGAAUCCAACCAAGCCAAAACCACGUAAUUAAUUGAAUCCCAAAAUAUCUGGUUUCAGUUGUCGUCAUGAAUUCAAAAAUGUGUCAGAUCCUUAAGAAAACACUCUGGAGAGCAGUUUAAAAAAGAUGCAGUUUUGGUGUAGACAAAAUACCAAUUUGUGUAAAAAUAUGCAGUUUUAAAAACAUCUGGAUUGUUGUGAACGGGGUGUUAUUUUCAGUAAUAUUGAUGAUCUUAGCUUCUCACUGAAUUCAUUUGAAUACAGAUUCAAUUCAUAAUUAUACUAUAGUUAGAAUUGUAGCAUUUCCAACUCUUUCCUUUCCUUUUUCCUGUUCCUGAUCUUUUGUUCCUCUUACUGUGAUCGAACAUCAGAAAAGUGUGAAUACCAGAAAUAUUCCUGAAAUGUUAUUGUCUUGCCAGGAAAACACCAAUCAGGGAUGGGAAACCUUACAACUGCAAGCACCAACAGUAUUUGUUUGUGGUUUUGUGGCUUGCUUGUGUGUCUUGUGUGUGUUUGACUUACCUGCAUUAGUUCAUUACUAUUAUUUUGUGGUGGAGUUUUCCUGUUAUUUAUUUUGAAAGUAAUAACAAAUCGGUGUUGUUGUUGACAUGCUUUAUUCUCCUCAUAUUUAACUCAGAUAUUUUAUUGAAACAUUUCUUAGGGAGUAAAGCAAGUCCUUAAUGUGAAUAGACUAACUGGGGGUGUACAGGAUGAAGGCAAAGUCUCAGAUGACAUAGCGGCACCUGACAAAGCAGAGGAAAAAUCAAUGGCCAGUUCACUCAAAAGUGUCAGUAAAAUGUUCUGUUUGUUGGUGUUGUUAUACAGUUAAACCUUCGUAAGUGGCCACCCAAAAUGUAAAGAUUUGGUGGUUGCUAACAGGAGGUUUUCUCUCAUGAGAGGCAAACUACGCAGGAGUCUUUCUAGACAAGAGAUUCUUUUGGUGUUGAAUUUUACACAUUGAUCCAUAAAGUUCUCCACAUACCAGGGCUGUCACUAAGAGCCAGGGGCUGGUGAUUUUCACUGGCUUCUAUGAGUGUGAGCCCUGGCUACUCUUUAGGAAGCAAAAGGAAAAUAAGACCAAAAGUACUUCCCUGAGCACUGUAUACUAAUUGCAUUAAUGCGGCAACUUAACAUUUUAGAGUCACAGCCUGCAUACUCUGAGUAGCAUAGUACAUAGGCAUCAGGUGGUUGCUUACAAACAGACAAUACAUAGUCUGCAGGGUUGUCAGAAAGUUUUGAAGUAGAUGGCUGAGUUGUCAAAGUAUUAGCGGCCUGUCCAGGGAUAUUUUAUUUAAGAAAUGCCAUCCAUAAAGAAAUGCCAUGAAGAGUAGCUGGCUGAUACUAACCACGUAGUAGGCGAUUUUCGCCGGCAGCCGGCUACUUUUGACAUCCCUGAGUCUGUCACCCCCAAAAGUGGUGGCGCAGGUCACUUACUUAAUACAUGGUCACUUACAAGAGGUUCCAGCUUAAUAAGGCUUUGAUUGGGAACAUUUUAGUGUUUUGGGUGGUGGUUCCUUUAAUGGGAGGUGUUUGCCGGCACAUGAAGGUUGACAUGCAUACAUAUCAGAUGGUAAAGGGAGAAUUGGCAUGGAGCAACACAGAUGGUAUGAAUUUUCAUCUGUUAAAAUAGAAUGUAUUUUAACAGAUGAAAAUGUUGGUUUCCCUCAACGUAGAUUAUUGAAGUCUGACAUUAAUAUUAGAGAGAAACAAUAGUAGAGUUUGCCAAGAUCCCCUUUGACUUAGAAUAUGUAACUACAGGUCUGUUACUAAAGGCCACAGGGGGGUAUUAUGAACAAGAUUCCCCCGGCGGCAACUUGCAAUCUUAGUGAUAACCUGGAGUAACUACCUUAAAACGAAACAAAUGAUGGAACAAAGAUCUGUGAAGUAGUCAAUCAAUUCACAAAAUGGUUAAGGGGGUGGGGGUUGGGGUCAAUGAGAGAUUAAGGUACCAGUACAAGGCAAUUCGAAAAAUAAAAUUGAAAAACCCUCUCUUAAUUUACCCUGGACCCAAAUAUACUCUGCGGUUUCUAUGCGAAGUGCGAAGUCAACCAAGCUACGGGCAUUAAAUAUGAAAGUGAAAUUAUCAAAGUUUCUUUAAUUUCCUUCAUUUUCACUAAUUGUCAUGAAUUUUAAUUUUUUUAGACUGUUGACAGAGUACGUUUGAGGCUUAAAGUGGCCUCUAUGUUGAAAAGUGCUUCUGAACCUAAUAGAGAGGAAGAGAAAAGGUAAUUAUUCUUUGCCCUGACAGGCUAAGGUAAAGGUAAUGAAUUUAUUGGAAAAGUUAAAUGUGCAAAUAAUGAGAAGCAUGCUACAUGUUUGAAUCUGGACUGACUGCCCUCUUUUGUAUAGUAAUUUGAUUGAAACACUGUUUUUUUUUAAGCAGCUAGACUUAUCAAAGUGAUAUUCAUGUUAAAAUUUAUAGGUUAAAGAAAUUGUUAAUUAUGAUACUUAAGGAGUCGUAAUAUUUCCCUAACAACUCUUGUGUGGCUUCCGUCACUGGACAGGAAGUGGUUUAUCCUUCAAAGCCUGCAGCUAAAUCAGGGAAAACUGCAAUAUAUAUUUUUAACAACAAUAGAUAGCGUUCUUGAAGCUGUUAAGAGUAAGUUGAGUGGAAGGGAAUUUGCAAGCCCGGAUCCCAUCUGGGGAUAUCUGUCAAAUUUGUCAUCACUGAAAAUAGUUUGAUUAAUAUAUUGAAAGUACAGCUGGAACCUGCGAAUACUUUUCUUUUAAUCGUUAUGCUCAAUUUAUAUAUAUAUUAAUUUAUUUUAUAGGUAUAAUCAACUCUCUUUAUAGCGGACACCAUAGCCGGGACCUUGAGUUAGUUUAUUUCAGUCAAAAAUAGAUCUGUAAAUUAAUUUUUGCCUGGGAUUUAGCUGUUGUCCGAAUUAUCAGGGUGUCCGCAAGGCGAGAGUGGAAUUUGUUUUAGUUGAGAAUAUUAUUAUCUAAGCUAGAGGUUUUUGUAACUUUUUAAUGCUUUCAAGUACCUGAAGGUUACAAGUUUUUUUUCUCCCUUGAAAAUAAAUCUUUUCUUCCUAUUUCAUGUUACUUAGUACUUAGUUUUAAAAAUAAACGGUAAAAAGUGUGUCUUUGUUUAUAGGGAAAAAGAAUUUCAUGCAGUGUUCCAUGCAAUUCAAAAUGAGGUAACUUUUGUGUAACACACAUGUGGUUAAAAUACAAUCAAAGAUGGGAACCAUUUUGGCCAAUAAAAAACCUGCGCAGCUAGCAGUUUUGUUCCUUCACGGUAAAGGAGGGAGAGUCACUAUACUAGUACAGAAAGUAAAAAGUGUUUAAACUACGUUUUUUAUACACCUUUCUUAUCUCUUUUUCUUUUGUUUUGUGCAUGUAUCAUCAUGUAUGAACCUGGUGGAUUCGUAACCGCAUAUGCUUCAGAGGCACCCAACGAGGGUUUCCUCCUAAAUACAUUGAAAACACUUUUUAGGCUAUCCAGAGUGCUUCUAGGUCUCUAGAUAUGCAUUUUGAGCGGCGCUAUAAAAUUUGUAUCUGUUCGGUCAUCCUAGGUGAUCUUGAGUAUUUUCGAAGUUACAAGGGCUUUGGUAUUAUUUUCCCGAAAUUUUUUAUGCAAAUUGGCGUAUUACGAAAGUGAGAAGUAUUUUUAUUCCUCUCUCCAUCAUAUUUUUGAAUUCGAAAAUGUUAGGUUACCUUUUUCCUACGUCAAUAGCCUUAUCAGGGGAGUGAAAUGUGAAAAGUUAAACUUCAGAAAAUCGUUGGGAAUUUAUUAGAUAAGCUUGAAAAAUUGCACAUGAAUGGAACUGUCAUGUAGAACUGUUUAGCCGUCCGCAAGUAAUAGAAAUUUCUCGGCAAUGUUUGCAUUUCCGAACAGAUAUUUUACAGAAAACAGUCGUUGGGUGCCCUUGAUGCAUAUAGCCGUCACAUUUACCUGUUGGAAUUUUUUAAAAAAAUCUGUUGGAAAAUACGACAGUUGUAGUUUAUAAAUUGAUUUCUGUUAUUUUAUGUUAUGUUGUCAUGUUAUCUUAUAUAGAAAGAGGAGCUACUCAUGUCCAAAGAGAAAGAAGAAGAAAACAUGUGGGACAUCGUUGAUUUAGAUGAUGAGGCGAUCGAGGAGUAUGCCUCAAAUGAACUACUGGGACAGUUUUUGUCUAACACAGUAUUUAGGACUGGAAUCCUGUGUGUUAUCUUAUUUAACAGUAUAUUGAUAGCUGUUGAAACAGAUCAGGAACUGGUAAGUGACAUUCAGAUGUACCGUUAAGCUUUUAGAUGAAGCUUUCAUAUAGCAGAGCAUCCGCGCGCGCGAAGCUUGCGAAGCGGAGACCCAUACCUGGAAGAAAAUGGAAACCUAUCGAUGCCAGAAAAUUUGGUUGUAUCAUCAGCUUACGCCCGCCCAUCCGCCCGUACACUCUCCGGGGGUAGUGAAGGGAAUCCCGGACAUUGACGUUGCGUUUCGUUUUUGGCGCAAAAUCAACCAUUUUAGAAGCAACCAACGGAGUUGCUCGAGUAAAAAUUUACGACAAAAUUUUCGGAAAUAAAUUUCUAAGGCUUUGCUUUUUGCUUGGUCACGCUUUUGUCACACGACCCCUAGUCAAACUAUUGACAGGUGAAUUGAUGCGUGACAAUUUAUGCAGCAUCUAGAAAUUUGUUUGCCAGCAGACUACUUGCCGACAACUUAAGCCUUUUUUUUAAGUUCAGUUAUGUUUUUACAUUAUCGUGUUCUUGUACUGCCGCCACAAAAUGAAAUACAACUACGGUCAAGGUUCUUUUCCUGUUUUUCAAAACUGAAUUGUUUAUUUGGUGUUUUUGUCGAGGAAAGUGUCGCAAAGGGAUUCAUCGAUGGCGAUACACGACUGCGAGUUUUAUUGAACGGCUUCAAAAUCUCUGAUAUACGUAGGUCAACUCAUUUUUGGACUAAUAGGUAGAUUUGGGGUUAUUUUGGUCUAAUAAAAUUAAUUGGACGUAAAGUUUAACCGUCUCUUUAUCAAAUAUAAAGGCACUCAUUAAACAUUAAUUUAUUUUGUUUUUUCUUUAUGAAUUAUCAAUGGCUUUGGAAGAUUCGCUCAAAACAUUUCAGGGGGGCUGACAGCUUAAUAAACCAUUCCUACAACAUCACAUUGUUAUGAUAUUUGUAACAACAGAGGUUAUCUCGGAUUUGACAGGAACAGAAAUACAGCCACUUGUUUUCUGUGUUGGACCAGUGUCUUAUGACCAUCUUUGUGUGUGAGAUUCUCGUCAAAUGGUAUCAUGGCUUUUUCAUGUUCUGGAAGAUGGGAUGGAAUGUCUUGGAUUUCUUUAUCGUGGUAGCUCUUCUUCUUGGACCCUGUGAGUAUGUUAACUUUUAAGACUGAGUUCCAUGUAUCUACAGAUCCUCUCCGACUCCCAUAUCUAUUAUAACUUAACCCACUAUGAAAACUUCACUAUAUAUAGAUAUUCUGGUAAUAAAACGUGCACACGCGUGUUUUUAUUACCAGAAUACAAUACGGCUGAGUUCUGCGACCUUGGCUUCUUGAUCUGUGUCGCAUCCUGGAACUCAAGAUUUCCAGUUAAAUGCGUUAUUUUAACGUUUCCCCCAUCAGCGACCAUUUUAUGAACUUUGCAGAGUGAUAUACAGAGUAUAGGAUAAUCACCAGAAUGUGAUUAAAAACUCAAAGUAAUUAUAGGGCCACUAUCUACUCUCCAGUGUAGUUAGUAUAUACCAAAACAUGCGGUCACCUCCGUGUCCAUACGACGUAGCGAAUAAUUCUUCACUAGAGACCUUAAGAUUCUAGAACGAGGCCGACUACGAGGACGAGAUGUAACCUAGGGUUUUUUUGCGUAUUCUGAAAAAAAAAAAAAGAGAGAGAGAGAGACCCUCCGAGACGUUUCAUUGUGCUUUUUGCACCAAAAAAGUUUGCACGGUCAUUUUUAUUACAGGAGGUUAAGCCCUCUUUCGAUCGCAAAAUGAUAAGACUUUUAACAUUUGGUAAACGUAUUUUCGCCACUACGACAUUCUCGCCAAAAAAGGUAGGAGAAUGUCGUCGGGUAACACAUUUGCCUCCAAAAUGACGCUGGUUCUCGCGUGCUCAUUAUUUACUAUUGGGAAAAUGUCGUACUUGCAGUCACCCUUGUCCUAGAAUCUUAAAUCUUUAUUAUCUUGAGUUUAAAAAACCAGCUACAGGGCGAACAUUACAUCCACUGGGAGGAGGGGGGGGUUAGGUGUGUAGGAAGUUUUUUGUCUUGAUGUUGACAUAUUAUUACAGUACUUAGCACAGGAUCAGGAAGUCGAGGAGUGCUGAGGAUUCUCAGGGUGUUAAGAGCUUUUCGUAGUCUAAGAAGGUAGAGAAGUCCUUCUAUAUAGAGUAGUUAGUGUUAGAGAGGCAAUGAAUUAAUUUCUCUUUGUUCUUAAACUGUCCAAAGCUAUACAUUAAAUCCAUCGCAUGAUCAGUAUUUUUCGUGUUCCCCCUCAACCUGAUUAAUUGCAUUCACGUAACCUAAGAUACCCUGAAGUGAUUGCUAAGGAUUCAGGACUUGAAUACCAGGGACUAAGUACAGCGAUGGCGAAUCUUGGUCUUUGAUAAGAAAUCUCCAGGAAUGUCCCGUCCACUACGGUGGUCCAAGCAUGAUGAUGAUGAUGAAAUGAUUUCAUUCAUUAACGAGUAACCCUCCUGUCAAUACUUCGGUGAAGUCUGUGAAUCAAAGCUGGUGUGAUUUCUGGCACGGUCCAUGCGCACGCAUGUUUUCUUCUCCUCAACCAACAUUCAGUUUUAUCUUUUUUGUAGCAUCAGUUCGCUGCCUGGCUUACAGAUUGUUGUUCAGACUAUUCUACAGUCAGUCCCAGGUUAGUUUAGCUAAUAACAGCCUUCUAGUUUACCAUUUCUUGCCAAAUAGCGCGCACCAGCCAUCAAGACGCAAGAAAAUAACGGGAUUUUGUCUGUAAAUACCAAGGCCCAAACAGCGUAUGAAUAAAAUGCAGAACUUCAUUUUCGAUGAGUUUAUUACAACGGCUCACACUCACUUGUUUGAGAUUAUUAUUUCUUGAUUUUUCUCGGGUGGAAUUGGAAUUUUGGAGUGUUUGGUGACGGACGUUACACCUGAUCGACUUCUCAUUCUGAUCAUUUUGUAUAGAACUUUCUAGUUGCCUUCUAAUUGUCUAUCUGUGAUUAUGGACAAUAUUGUUUUGUUAAUGAUUAUAUUUAGGAUAAUGCCUGAGAUCUGAGGCCUUUUUGAAAAUUAUUAUUUUUUAGAAGGCCAAGGAGCGAGGGCAUUGUUCGAUCUAAUGCACCUUUCCUUUGUUUUAGAACCAGCAAAUCAUUGUUGUGGCCACAAAAGUGAAACAGCAGGUUAUUAUUCGUAAUAAUGACCUCCUGUUCCGCCUCAGCGACCUAGGCCCGGUUUUUCGAAGGCCGAUGAGCGCUUAACCCGGGUUUCUUCUUGUGUUCAAAAGCAUUUUCUCGGAUAAUUUUCUCCAUUAUUUUUAGAGCUUCCAAUGAUCAACUUGUAGACCAAAAGAAUUACACCUGAACUGCUUUUUAAGCUUUCAAAUCUGAAUUCAAAUCUCGCACUAACCCUGGGUUAGCUUAACCCAGCUUUGAACAACUCGGCCCUGCUCUUUAACUUGUUGGAAAUAGAGAGGCGAAGUCGUUACGUCACGUUGCCAUGAAACAAAAAUUUUUGGAUGACAACAAACCGAUAAAGUGACUUAAAAGUCUAUUCGCACUAUUUCAAACUUCACCGAUCUUAUUCAAUUUCAUUUUAUUUGGCAAAUCUUGGCGAAAUUUUCUUUGGAACCGUAUCUAUCGUUAUCUAAGUUUAGAAAAAGAAAGCGACAGUUUUGGAGUUGUGUUCACCUACUCAAUAAAGUGGGCUGGUGAAAUUAGAAAGUUUCAUGUCGUAGUGGUGCAACAACGGCAAAGAAAUGUACAAAUAGCGUGAUGCACGUGCAAAGUUGUUGUUUCUUAAUAUAAACAUAUUAUUUUUUGCCGUUCUCCUUGCCGUCGCCGUCGUCGUUGGUUUUGUUGUCAUCCCGAAAUAGUGCUACCAUGGUAACGUGACGUCACACUUUUCCUCUCUAUAAAAGCCUGUUCCAUACAAUGUAAAGGUUUAUUAAUUGUUGUUCUCUGUGCAGACAUGGCCAAUUUGGUUUUGCUGUUGGAGACUGUUUGGUGUUCUUUUUGCAGGCAUGGCCAUUAUUGGUUUUGUUUUACAUUAGGUAAUUAUUCUCUCUGCAGUCAUGUCCAAUAUUGUGUUAAUGAUUAUUUGUUGUUCUGUCUGCAGACAUGGCCAAUAUUGUUUUAUUAUUGGUGAUAAUCAUGUUAGUGUUUUCUGUGAUUGGUGUCACCCUGUUCAGAGACGUUGUACCGAAAUAUUUUGGAAAUCUGUCCAGCUGUAUCCUUUUGUCAUUCCCAUUGUCCUGAUCUGCUCAAUCUCCAAAGAGUUCUUGUUUGUGUUACUACAAUUCAAUUAAUUCCCCCGAAAGGUGUAUCAGAGCAGAACGUCAUCGUCAGGUAAUAUCCAUGUUUUAAGCUUUCACGCCUAUAACCCCUCGUCCCGGUUACAAGCCCAUUUAUUUUUGCAGAGGAAUUUUUUCCGGUUUUCAGCACCCCUGCUUCAAUAUAAGGAACUCCCCCAUCCCCCCGCCACCCCCUCGGGCAAAAGAUCCAUCUGUAUGCAACUGUGUACAUGUUGUUUUGUUAUUACCCGUUUACAGUUAAUGUUACAACAGUGUUGAAUUUCGUCUUGGAGUAAGAUAAAGUGUGCCUUUAUAAGUUUGUUUCUAGACGUCUUUUAUUAUCAUUAUUGUGCAAGCCAUCCGCCCCCUCCCCCCCUCUGAUAUAUGCCUGCCCAAAACCCUAAUGAACUGUUUUUAUACCGAAUUUUUACGGUAACAAUUUCAUUUAUAAUUAAAAUGUGUGAACUUUUUCAAAAAUCUUUUUGGUCCUGGUUGCAUAAAGCAUUUUAUGAUUACGAGAACUCGUUAGUAUUGAUUCAAAAUAAUAGGUUAUUAUUCCAGAACAAUAUUUAAGGGUCCUCUUAUCUUCAGACUGUUUUAUGCAACCAGUCCCAGAUCUUGCUGUCUGAAGAAACGAGAAGAGAUCUGGGGUCGAUACUGGCACUCAGACAUAGCAUCACGCAAGAAGGAAGUCCACGAUCAGCGUCGUCGCUUCAGCAAAACUAGAAUCGGUAAUUUGUCUUGUUGUGAAAUGUCAAGCGACAAGGCAGCGGAGAGCUUUCAGCAAAAUUCAACCCCAAUUAGAGAAAGAGGUAAACAAUUCGUUCAAAAUGAAGUCAAACCGUGUAAAGGAGAUGUAAUUUUGGAUUUAGGCUGUGGAACUGGUGCGGUCUCUGCUUAUCUUGCCGAGCUUGUUGGACAAGAAGGUAAAGUUUUGGGAGUUGAUCCUGACAAGCAGCGUUUAAAAGUGGCUCAAGAAUCCUACAAGGGAAUUAAAAAUCUCUCAUUUGUCGAAGGAAGCAGUUCGAAUUUUCCUGGUAUGGAUUCGGGAACCUAUGAUAUCAUUUAUUCCUUUGGAGUGCUUCACUGGGUUCAGAAUAAAGAAGAGGCUUUCAAGAACAUGUUCAGAGGUCUCAAACCAACGGGAAAAAUCACCGCGCUGUAUAUCGAGCACUUGCCCACUUUCUUUGUCCGCGGUUUUCGCGAGCUCAAUGGAGAAAAUUGGGAUCGUCUGCUUGAUAUGUUUAAGUUUGAGUCUAUGGCAGAAAUCGAGCGGAUAUGUGCAGCUGCUGGAUUUAGCAUUCUAAAAAGCUGCCAUAUUGAAGGUCCACAUUUCGAGUUUGAGAGUGCCGACCACCUUCGUUCUUUUUUCUGGUCAGCUACACAUGGCGUGUUUGAUCGGCAGCUUGCCACGGAUACAAGGCUGGCAAGAUUCUACGAUCUAUAUUCGACUGAAGGUUGUGGAAAAAUCAAGUGUCCUCCUGAAGAAAACGAUUUGUUUUCAGUUUUGAUUGCUGUUAAACCGGACAAAGCUUAG